Messenger RNA from Centropristis striata (black sea bass), 1402 nucleotides. RefSeq names its product NudC domain containing 2 (gene nudcd2). NCBI's taxonomy places the organism in Eukaryota, Metazoa, Chordata, Actinopteri, Perciformes, Serranidae. The transcript has 4 exons. The record is from RefSeq and is a predicted model, not a curated record. Gene Ontology annotation, biological process: protein folding. The coding region runs from base 239 to 712 and encodes 157 amino acids. Gene Ontology annotation, cellular component: cytoplasm.
UCAUUCAGAGAGAAGAAGAAGAAGUUUCGAGAAAGUGAGGGGCAAAACAACAUGGUGAGAUAUAACAUAACUACAAAAUACUGUAACUAAUAUAAACUGAGAUGUUAACGGCAUUGGUCCUGUAAAGCAGUCGUUAAGUAUAGAGUGGUGCAGGUUAACCGCGGAGCAAACUUCUCCGUCAGUCAGAUAGAGUGUACGCCGACGUUUGCCGAGCUGUGAGCCGGUGUCAAGCCGCAGCAUGUCGGUGCACUUCGAGGAGAGGAGCGGCGUCGUCCCCUGCAAAACACCCUGGGGCUCUUGGUACCAGACCAUGGAGGAGGUUUUUAUUGAAGUCGACGUGCCUCAUGGGACGUCCGGUAAAGAGGUCAAGUGCCAUUUGGGAUCCAGAGACAUCGAGCUGCAUGUCAAAGGGAAGGAAGUCUUCAAGGGAAAGUUAUUUGACACAACAGUGUCUGACGAGGCUACAUGGACAUUGGAGGACAAGUGUCUCAUCCGGAUUAUUUUGAUGAAGACUAACAGGCAGGCAGGGAACUGCUGGUCCUCCCUGCUGGAGGGGGAGUACUGUGCGAAUGCCUGGGUACAGGACCAGAUGCAGAGAAAGCUUACCCUGGAGAGGUUCCAGCGGGAGAAUCCUGGAUUUGACUUCAGCGGGGCAGAGAUCUCUGGGAACUUUGCUGGUGGUGGUCCAGACUUCUCAAGUUUACAGAAGUGACCAGUGUCAUGAUGCCAAAAACCUGUUACAUGCUGGAGAUUUCACCUCUGCCUAAUGAACACUACUGAGGACAUCCAAGGCAUGGAGAUAAACAGUGGAUUAAUCAGUUCCUGUGAUAAGUCAAAAAUAUUUGCCUUUCAGAACUCAAAUACUGGACUGUCUGGACAGAGACUUUUAGCAGCAGCACAUUCAUCUUUUUUGGGCCUAAUAUAGCAAUUUGCAAGGCUCAUUAUGAUGGAAACUGUUCUUUUCAUUCUGAGAAGCCUGUGCGAUGUCUGUGUUGCUUUUUAAUAAUGAAAACGAUCCACAAGCAAUAACUUUUCAAUAAAGUUUUAUUGAAAGGUACAAGUACAUUGGUUAACAAGAUGGUGUAUUCAAUUAGCCAUUUUGAAUUUGGGAGAACACAUUUUAUUUCUGCCUCUAAAAGAAACUUCUACUAGACAGGGAAACUGGCAAAGAAAAUUCAAAACAAAUUCCAAUACACAUUUCCACUGCAACAACCUUUUUUUUAGUGUUCUCUGUAUAAUUGACAACUGAAAUCAAUUCAUACAUGUAGUACUUCACUCUGUGUACACAAAUUAGGAAUUGGUGAAAACAACUCAUCUGUAACCACUUAUGACAAUUCAGCUCAAACAGUAUGGUCAGCCAUACAUGACAGGAUCGUCAGUAGCCUCACUUCACUGGAGAAAA